This is a messenger RNA of Chrysochloris asiatica (Cape golden mole), 1566 nucleotides long. It is a transcript of the gene PNPLA1, whose product is annotated as patatin-like phospholipase domain containing 1. The record is from RefSeq and is a predicted model, not a curated record. The transcript is spliced from 8 exons. Lineage: Eukaryota; Metazoa; Chordata; Mammalia; Afrosoricida; Chrysochloridae. Gene Ontology annotation, molecular function: triacylglycerol lipase activity. Gene Ontology annotation, biological process: lipid homeostasis; triglyceride catabolic process. Gene Ontology annotation, cellular component: cytoplasm; lipid droplet; membrane. Bases 1 to 1566 code for a protein of 521 amino acids.
AUGGAUGAGCAGGUGUUCAAGGGGGACCCAGACACCCCUCAUUCCAUCUCCUUCUCAGGAAGUGGGUUCCUCUCCUUCUACCAGGCUGGGGCUGUAGACGCCCUGAGGGACCUGGCCCCACGGAUGCUGGACACGGCCCAUCGCUUCGCAGGGACAUCUGCAGGUGCCGUGAUUGCAGCCUUGGCAGUCUGCGGGAUUGAAAUGAAUGAGUACCUCAGAGUCCUCAACAUGGGUGUGGCUGAGGUGAAGAAAUACUUCCUGGGGCCAUUGUCCCCAUCCUGCAAGAUGGUGCCCAUGAUGAGGCAGUUUUUGUAUCAGACUCUGCCUGAGGAUUCUUACAAAGUCGCCUCCGGGAAGCUGCAUGUGAGCCUCACCCGGCUUUCAGAUGGAGAGAAUGUGGUGGUUUCAGAGUACACUUCCAAGGAAGAGCUCAUCGAGGCUCUGUAUUGCAGCUGCUUCGUCCCUGUGUACUGCGGCCUCAUCCCUCCAACCUACCGUGGUGAGAGGUACAUCGAUGGGGGCUUCACCAGCAUGCAGCCCUGCUCCUUCUGGACCGAUUCCAUCACCAUCUCUACCUUUAGUGGACAGCAGGACAUCUGCCCCCGAGACUGCCCUGCCAUCUUCAACGACUUCCGCAUGUUCAACUACUCCUUCCAGUUCUCCCUGGAGAACAUCACCAGAAUAAACCACGCACUGUUCCCCCCGGACCUGCAGGUCCUGCACAAUUACUACUACCGAGGGUACGAGGAUACAGUUUUAUACUUAAGGCGGCUGAAUGCUGCUUAUAUUAAUUCUCCUUCCAAGAGAGUGAUUUUCCCCCGGGUAGAAGUAUACUGCCAGAUCGAACUCGCCCUCGGUAGUGAGUGCCCGGGACAGCCAUGCCACCAAGCAGAGCAGACUGAUGUGGAAGAAGCCAUGCAACUUCACACCCAUUGGGCUCCCAAAGGGGAUGGGAAGGGUGGCCAUAGUCCACUCAUGUCCACACCCAUGCAGACUCCUGAACCCACAUGUGAGUCACCAGAUUCUGCACCUGUAUCUUCAUUCGAGCCCCCACCUGCACCGCCGCAGGUCUCAUCAUCUUCACAUUCUCCAACUGACUUAGCACCCCCAGCUGAGCAAUUACUGCCUAGCUUAACACCUGACUCAUCACUCGCCCUCACACCACCUGAGCUGUCACCUGUGUUACCACAGAAGCAGGAACAACCCUCUGGACCACCUUGCAGACCUCCAUCUUCUGAGUUAUCCUCCUCACCCAGACCACACCUGGGGACUUCAACCGUGAAAGCACUUCAAACAGCACCCCAAUGUUCUCCUUCAGCAUCACCUGUAGAGGAACUGGACCCAGAACAACCUCAAGCUCCCCUUGCCUCUUCAAAUCCCCAAAGUGCCACACCUCUGGUUAAUAUGAAGGAAAUCAUCUGCAAGCCUUGUGUGAUGGAGAUCCCUGCUGAAGACUCAAACUGGGUGACCAAGAUGUUCAAGAAGAGCAAACAAAAGACAAAUGGCACUAGGAAAGGCUUCUCAAGACAUCUACGAUGCAAAAAAUCAAGUGGCAGAGAGCAGUGA